AUGGCCCAAACCAAAGCUUCCAAUUCUGUCUGUAAAGGGGAUAAUUCCCGUCUCAAAUUAGUGGCCCCAACCAGAGUUGAACCCGAAUCCGGAUCGAAAUUAUACCAUCCUAAUCCUGCCCGACUCUCAAUCGCCUUCCAUGCCCCGUCUACCUGGCACGGCCGAGCUCACGUACCGAACCGGGAAACAUUGUCCCGCGGUCGACCAAUUAGAAGCCCCGCAACCUUAGGCCGCACACAACCGCACCGCGCGAGCAAGAGGGCAACGCCUCACGACCGUGCGGCACAACCCGUGCCAAACGCACGACCCAUCCGUCCGAUCAGGAAGGCCUCAUCCCAUGUCCGGCCGAAUCCCUCGACCAAUUUCAUCCGUCCAGCCGAACCCGAUGAACGAACGAAUAAUCUCUCUGCCACGAUCGACCCGACCAUGCCGAUAGCCGAUCAUCACCCGAUAGCCGGCCGAAUGUCCCGACCGACUGUUUCACACGUUUCAAGCCCAAUUACACGACCGACUUAUUAG
Molecule: messenger RNA, 519 nt
Organism: Microthlaspi erraticum
Lineage: Eukaryota; Viridiplantae; Streptophyta; Magnoliopsida; Brassicales; Brassicaceae
Source: the annotation of a GenBank genome assembly